AUGGCGGCUGCGAAUAGAGCACAACCUGCAUUUUGCCUUGGGGAACACACCUUAAGUGUGCCUAUGGAGCUCCAUAAGGAGAACAGGAAACGGUUGUGUGAGCGGCUCCGAGCUAACAAGAACGUGCCAAAGAACUCAGUGGUGGUGAUGCAGGGAGGGGAAAGUGCAACACAGUACUGUUCUGAUACGGAACUGCUCUUCAGACAGGAGUCCUAUUUUCAGUGGAUGUUUGGUGUAGCAGAACCUGAUUCCUAUGGUGCAAUUGAUGUAGACACAGGAGUGGGGAUUUUGUUCAUACCAAAGUUACCUGAAAGCUAUGCAACUUGGAUGGGAAAGAUCCAUCCACCUGAGCACUUUAAAGACAAAUAUGGCGUUGAUAAAGUAAAGUUUGUUGAAGAUAUUGCUACUGUUCUGAAGAAUAUGAAUCCAUCAAAACUACUCAUUUUGAGGGGACUUAAUACUGACAGUGGCAAACAUUGCAGAGAAGCAGCUUUUGAUGGCAUAGGGGAUUUCACUGUGGACAACAAGUUGUUGCACCCUGAGAUUAUGGAGUGCCGAGUGAUUAAAACAGACAUGGAGCUGGAGGUGUUGCGUUAUGUGAACAGAAUCAGCAGUGAGGCUCACAAAGAGGUGAUGAAGAGCAUCAGGCCAGGCAUGUAUGAAUACCAGAUGGAAAGUGCAUUCCAGCACUAUUGUUAUGUGAAUGGUGGAAUGAGGAUUAUGUCAUACACGUGUAUUUGUGGAAGCGGUUUCAACAGUUCCAUUCUCCAUUAUGGACAUGCUGGUGCCCCCAAUAGCAAGAAAAUCCAGGAUGGAGACAUGUGUCUAUUUGACAUGGGUGCUGAAUACCACUGCUACACCUCAGAUAUCACCUGUUCCUUCCCUGCCAACGGCAAGUUCACAGAGGACCAGAAGAAGAUCUACAACGCUGUGUUCAAGGCAAGCCGUGCCGUCAUGCAGGCAGUCAAGCCAGGAGUGUCCUGGGUUGAGAUGCAUAAGUUGGCAGAGCGCCAGAUUUUAGAGGAGCUGAAGCGACACGGCUUACUCCAGGGAGAGGUGGACCACAUGAUGAAGGUCCGCCUGGGAGCUGUGUUCAUGCCACAUGGGCUGGGACAUUUCAUGGGACUGGAUGUGCAUGACGUGGGAGGCUACCCAGAGGUGAGAUUGCGUUGA
Molecule: messenger RNA, 1173 nt
Organism: Lingula anatina
Lineage: Eukaryota; Metazoa; Brachiopoda; Lingulata; Lingulida; Lingulidae
Product: xaa-Pro dipeptidase
Molecular function (GO): metalloaminopeptidase activity; manganese ion binding
Source: RefSeq, a predicted model, not a curated record